Messenger RNA from Trichobilharzia szidati, 6364 nucleotides. Lineage: Eukaryota; Metazoa; Platyhelminthes; Trematoda; Strigeidida; Schistosomatidae. The record is from the annotation of a GenBank genome assembly.
AUGCCUACUACACGUCAUAAACAAGGUGGAAAUGAUACAGAAUGUCGUAAAACCGGUUGUUGUGGAUCUUGUUGUGGUGGCGGUGGUGGUGGUGGUGGUGGUUGUACAGCAAAAUCAUCGCAUACAAAGGCCAACGGAAGAAGACAAAUUCGUGAAAUUUCAUCUCCUUUACGCCCUGAGCAGUUGUCAUAUGUUCUUAGUCGGAACAAACAAUUCGAUGAACACGCUAUACCAUCAGCUUGGAUUGCACCAUUCCCAUCGAAAAAUGCAACUGAUAAAUCCUUUAAAGUGGACAGUUUUCAUGCUGAUCCCCUACAACAACGUAUCAGUCCCAGUCUGAUACCAACAGUUCCAACAAAUGUACAGUCGUCUGCACCGGCGUCUUUUUUAGACGAUCGACAAGAUGAGAAAGAAGACAGACAGCGUCAACAAUGGCAGCACAGACUUCAUGAUGAUCAAAGUCGAACGUCGUUGGUGUGUAGUCUGUCAGCGGAGUUGGCCAGUGUUGGUAGACAUCGAUUUCGAUUGACGUAUAUCACGGAUCGUUUAUUAGUUGUUAGCUAUCCACCGAAUGCCACGAAAACUGAUCACAAUGAAGGAGCAAGAUGGUUGUGCAAAGCAUUUGAAAAACGUUAUGGUGAUAACUAUAGGAUAUUCAACUUGUCGGGUUUCACGAAAGAGCUGCACUUUUCUAGUAGAACUCCUGUUAUUGAUCUGUUCUGGGGUGGAUCACUUGCACCUGCAUUAGAACAACUUGUAACAGCUAUUGAUCAGUUGGAUUUUUGGUUGCAUAAUCAUGAUGUUGGCGGGUCAACAACAACAACAAGUGAUGGAAAGCGGACAAAAGAAGCCUCAACUGUAAAUAAUCGUGUAGCUGUGCUACACUGUACAGGACCUAAAAGUCUAUUGGCCACCUAUUUAGCUGUAUAUAUAUGCCAGUCGAAGGCUAGAUUUGGUCCGUUAUGUGGACAAAGACCAGGUUCACCAACAGCACGUGGUCUACAAUGGAAUGAAAAUAGAUUUCGAAGAUUUAAAAAUGAACUUGUUUUAGGCCAUACUAUACUGAAGAAAUUCUAUGAAGAUAAUUUAGCCAGGGAACUGAAUCCAUCACAGAAAAGAUAUGUUGGAUAUUUUUCUGGUUUACUAACUGGAGCCUUGAUACUGCAAGAUCGUCUAGUCUAUCUGCACGCCAUUGUUUAUCGUGAUUCCUCCCGUGGACGAUAUUUGGGUCAACCACUUGAAGCAAUUGCAGAGAAUAAUGAAAACUCGUUAUACGCACAACCAGAAGAUAUACUAGCUCGAAUGCAACAUGCCACUGACAUUAGCCGUGGGAACUACUUACCAGACAAUCAGGAGGAGGAUAUAUUUGUCGAAGAAGAGGAUUGGACAGGUAGAUGGGAUCAAGUAUUUUCACCUCCAGAGGGAACAGCAACAGCUGGUUUUCUUACUCCAGCUGUCAGACAACACACCGGAGGUUAUCAACAGCAGCAACCUACAGUUGGACAAAUCUCAGCGUUUGGACCGUUUCAAACAUUUGUUGACAGUGAAUGUGGUCUAUUCUUGAAAAUAUAUCAAAAUUUAAAUCUAAUGCAUACAACAAGAGUUCUCUGUCCAAAUGUAAAUCUUCGAGUGGAAAGGUAUAUCUUCCCGAUUGAACCAGUUCUACCUUUGCAUGGCGAUGUUCUUAUCGCUUGUUACAUACAACCUAAUUUCUCCGCACAAUUUCAAGAAUUGCUAUUUCGUGCUCAAUUUCACACAUGUGCUGUUGAUGCUGAAAAAUUGUGCUUUUUCAAAGCUGACUUAGAUGAAGCCUGUGAAAAAGCCUUAUUCCCAUCGACUGGUUGUGUAGAGCUGUACUUUACAUCACAUCGGGAACUACUCACAGAGCAUACGGAUAAUAUUGAACGUGGUUGUUAUAUUUGGACAACAGCAGAAAGAGAAUCAAGCAUCCUCAUAGAUCAUCAUCAGCAUCAACGUCAACGUCAUCCUCGACAACACCGUCAACACCAACAACAGUUUGAAGUGUUACAUGUAGGCGAUAAGCGAUUUCAUCUGCAUGAUGAAGAAGAAUUGGAUAUUACUGUGCCACUUACGUCUCCCCUUGCUCCUGGUGCUGCCGCUCCUCCUCUUACUACUACUACUAUUGCUACACAAUUUCAGGAAUAUUAUAAUGGAAUACAGCAUAGAUAUAAAAAAGAUUUAUCAACAACACAAUUACCUCAUCCUUCUAUUUUUUUGUCCUCUUCUUCUGCACCUGAUGGUGCAUCAUCACGACAAGCGCUGCGUAUAUUGAUUACAACUCAAGAACAGUUAAUUAGUGUAGCAAGUGGAUUAUUUACAGGACAUAUACACGAUACACAACCGUCAAUGUGGCCUUCAAAUCAUACACAAGAAAUUUCAGAUUCAUCGAGACCACCUCGAUCGACAUUAAUGCGACAAAUCUCCGAUCCACUAAGUCAUCCAGUGAUACGUGGUCGAAGUUCACAAAGUUCAAGUCAAUGGGUCAAUGUACAAGACGCCUCACCACAUGCAGCAACAAAUCAAAUACCAUUAUAUCAACAAGCUUUACUUAGUCCACGUGUACAAGUAGUACCACAGAAAAGUUCAAUGCAAUCAGAAUAUCCGAAUACACUAACCGACCAACAGCAGCAGCAACAACAACAACAGCAAUCUCAGUUGGCAACGAAUCAGUCGGCUGGACAAGUUACUGUGAAUCGAACAAAUUUAGCACAGUUGCAAAGUUUAUAUCAACAACUUUUACAACAACAUCAACAGUUAUUACAACAACAGCAGCAACAACAACAACAGCAACAGAGACAGCAUCAACCAAAUUUAGAUUAUCCAGCUGGUCAACUGACGGAUAGUAAUCUUUAUGCAACAGUCCAACGUCCACCGACUACUAUACCCAGUUCAUUGGUCGCAGGUUUACAACGUGUCAUCUUACAACAACAACAGCAACAACAACAGCAACUCCACAUUCCUCAAACACAACCGUCAAUGUUACCCGGCGUUGUAUAUCCACAGCUUUCAACCAUCCAACCUCAACCGCUGACAACACUAAGUCUUUCUGGUCUAUCAUCAACAUCAGCGUUCAGUAAUCUUGCAAGAGCUUUACUCCCCACAUCAGUUGCUUAUAAUGCUAGUGGUGAUCCCUUGACUGGAUUAUCUGGUGCUCCACUGUUAACAGCUCCCCCCAGCCUUAUGCCAAGUUCUAGUCUACUACCUGGUCUUCGACCACCGCUAUUUGCUCAACCACAGCAACAGCAACAACAGCCACCAGUACACUUGCAACAGAAUCUUCCCAUCCCACCGACGGAUCAUUCUUAUCUAGCUCAACAGACAAGAUUAGGCGGUCCUACAAAUGCUGGAUUAGUUGGUGAUUUAACACAACCAGAAAUGUUGAACGAUCCAGCAUGGAAUGCUGAACAACGACGUAGAAUCGAUUUGCAAAGAACACGUUUCUUGUUGAAUGAACAAGAAAGAAAAUUAUUUGAAGAGCUAAAAAAUAUACGAAAUCGUCGUGCUGGUCUUUCAAGAUUAGAACAAUUGGGACGUCUUGGCGCCAGUACAUCUUCUAAUGUUACACCGUUAGAAAGUUAUCGUCGUGCAACUGGACGAAUAUCAACAAGUGAAGACGCCAGAUUCCGAAGUCGUAAUCGACCGUUGUAUGCGAUAGGCAGAUCAGGAUCAGCUGAUGCUGCAAGAGUACCACUUGGAAGUGGUGGUUACUAUGGCUACGGUGAUGCCUAUGGAUCUGAUCUUGAUGAAGAUUCAGCCUUGUUGGCUAUUCUAGAGCAAAGAUUAUCUAGAAAACCACCAGAGAGUAGAAGGAUCUAUUCAGAUUCUGAAAUGGGAUUACAAGAAGCUGGUGAUAUUCCCCUACGGAUAGUUGGACAACAACAACGUUCCGGUCAUGUGGUUGAUGGAUCUAGUCAAGCUUUUGCUGGUUCAUUGUUACCAGGCGAACAAAAUGAAGACAUGGAUUUAUUCUCACGACGACCAAGAAUACAAGUUGUACGUUCUCCUGUCGAAGCUUCUGGACGUCUCCCAACAUUUGGUGCGUCAUCAUCGUCAACAACUCGAGGAAGAACAUUUUCUGGAUCUCCUGUAAUUCAUCCAAGCCAAGGGCAAGCAUAUCCUAAGUCAAAACCGCCGUAUACAUCUCCUACAAAAAGAUCACAUUUCUGGGGACAUUCAAGUUACGAUGAACAAUGGUCAAGGCCACCAGUCGCAGAUGGACCUACAAUAGAUCGAUCCUCCUGUACAAGUCCAGUUCAAACACAUUCCGGCCGGCUACUUCGAUCUCCAGUUAGUCCUCCGCCAAGAGGAUAUAUUCGACGACCAUCAGAACUGCUUGAUGUUGGUAGUCAAUCCGAUACAGGAAUCAUAGGCGGUUUUGGUUCACGAGUGUACCCUGGUACUUCAUAUCCUGCUCAUGAUUAUCCUAAUCGGCGACAGUAUAGAGGAGCUCGAGGAAAAACUGCCGUCAGUGCAAAAAGAGGACAAGCUUCACAAAUGCCUUUAUAUCGAAGUCCAGAAGUAAAUAAAUCGCACAGGCAGAAACAUCCAGUUUCCACAGGAUUGGAACAUGUGCCAGACAAUGUCUUUAUGGUGUUAAGUAAAAUAUCCGCCUCCGCGCAUAUUUGGUACCGUCCUGAGAUGUCACGUAAUGAUGCAAUGGAUCUAGUCAGAGCUGAAGCACCAGGAACAUUUGUAGUACGGAAUAGUGGUAGCUUUCCACACUCAUUUGGAUUGGUUGUCAAAGUCGACCGACAUCACACGCAUGGUACAGAAGACGAAUCCGAUUCCAUACGUCAUUAUCUAAUCGAAGGCUUACAGUCAACAGCUAGUGGAUUACAUCAUGCAGUCGGUGUAUCUGGAGUAAUCCUACCUCCAUCGAAUAUUCCUAUGGACCAAUCGGCUUUAAGUGUUACACAUGAAGCCGUUAGACUUCGAGGAUCUUCAAAUGAACCAGUAUUUACCAAUCUAGUCAGCUUAUUAUAUGAGCAUAUAAUUCAACCAUUGGCUUUACCAUGCGUAUUGCGAUUGCCUUUCAAAUCCCCUGCUCCAAUCAAUAGUCUUCCUUCAUUGAUAACCUUGACAAAAAAUAUGGAUCGUAUAUCUCCGGUUCAAGUUGCCCCCAAGUAUACAUCACAAGUUGGAGCUUAUCAUCCUGCCCGAGAUAGUCCUCAUGGUGGUGUACUACUUCGACAUCCAUCAGACCCAUUACCUGCUGACUCAGGAUCUUAUGAAAUGGAGUCAUAUUAUCCACCACCACCACACCACCAUCAUCAGCAACAACAACAACAACCAGGUAUGCCUCCAUUACCGUCUAGUAUGCACCACUCAGCUAGACAAGAUGGUCUUCUAAUUGUCCCACCAUCUGGGAGUAGUUCAAAAGUACGACAAAGUAGAUCUCCACCUGCUGUAUAUGAAGGUGAAAUGGGACCGAUUCUACCACCUGAUACAGGAAAAACAUUCACCUCCAUUUACUUGGGAAGUAUUGACACGGAAAAUCUGACGGGAUCAUCAGCGAUACGAAAAGCAGUCGACGUCCUACUGGAAAAUGCAGCUCAGGUCAAGCAAACAGAAGUAACCAUUCGUGUUUCACACGAAGGAUUAACAGUUACAGACAACUGGAGAAAAUUAUUUUUUCGGCGCAACUAUCCAUUUCAUUCAGUUUCAUUUUGUGCUAUUGAUCCAUGUCAAAGAUGUUGGGAAUCACCAGAACUCAGAUCAAUGGGUUUCAAAUCUUCACUCAUCUUCGGUUUCGUUGCUAGGAAACAGAAUACACGUGAGAAUAUGUGUCAUGUUCUGUGUGAUACACCAGAAUAUAAUGCAAACAUUAUUACAGAUUACAUUAUGCAUCGAUUAAAUGAAUAUUAAUGAUUUCCUUUUCUGUGCAAUCUCAAUACUGAUGUUAUGUUUUAACCCCAACCGUCACCUAUUAUUCCUGUUGCUCGACAUCUAUCUAGAACUCCUCGAUAAAGCAUUCCUCGCAUACACUGUCUUCGAUACUUAUAAUGGUGAAAGCUAUCCCCCAUAAAUCAAAUCUAUCCAACAUGUACACAAUAAUCGUCAGAUCUUUUGUUUUUGUGUUCCAAUCUGAAUAAAGUCAAGUUAAUACUUAACAAGAGAAUCAACCAUCUUAUCAGUAGUACACAGCAUUACAGUUCAUCGCUGUUCAACAGUUAUACACAAAGAAGGAGUUUGUUUUCUGUACAACUUUUACAGUCUUCCAGUGUUCCAACUCUCUUUAUCGGCAACGAAAUAUUUGUAAGAAAACGAAUCAAGUUACACUGAUCAGUCAGUCUCCUUCUCCCUGUCUCUCUUAUAAAUAUGAUAUCUCUAGUAUAUUAUGAUU